This is a messenger RNA of Myripristis murdjan (pinecone soldierfish), 2161 nucleotides long. Its product is annotated as inositol 1,4,5-trisphosphate receptor-interacting protein. The transcript has 2 exons. The record is from RefSeq and is a predicted model, not a curated record. Bases 116 to 2056 code for a protein of 646 amino acids. Gene Ontology annotation, cellular component: membrane. Lineage: Eukaryota; Metazoa; Chordata; Actinopteri; Holocentriformes; Holocentridae.
GAGAUAACCCUACUGCUGUGCAAGGUUAGUCUCUUGCUUCCUCGUUUGUACCCAUCCAGACGAUCAGAGGGGUUGUUGCUAUUAUCAGUUACAUCUUCUGCUGAUAAUAUUGAAGAUGCAAGAUACCAUCUUCCGAGUGUUCGUGGUGGCUCUGGGUCUGAUUACAUAUCCAAGAGAGGACCCCAUGGUUGAAGAAUGGGAUAAUGUUAUACCAGUGGACAUACAGGAGCAUGAAGACAAGUUGCUGUGGGAAAGGGAGAAACUGGAGCAGGAUAUGACCCCAGUCGAUCAGGAAAAUGCACAUGGUGACACUGUAGGGGCUCAAGUGGAUCCAAAAAACUCUGAUGAAGGGCAAAAUGAAUUUACAGUUCUCAAUGAGUCUGACCAACAUGUUGCUCAAAAUGAUCAUCUGCCUGUGGUAGAAGAUACGUCUCUCUCCAACCACAACAAAGAGGAUGAGCGUGAACUUGAAACUGACCAUAAGGCUCAAGCUGUGUCUCACGUAAAGGGCUUUUUAAAGCUGCAAGAGACGAGUCCCUAUAAGGCCAGUGAACAGAGAGAAGAUGGAAAGACCAGUGGUUUGUUUAGAGAUGAAAGCAUAUUACCAGGGCAACAAGAGCGGCUUGAGGUUGAGGAUGUAUUUAGCUCACAGCAAGAAGCGGCUCCAUCAGACCUUCGCACUGAGACAUCACAGGAGGACACUUUAGAGAUGGCCAGCACUGACUGGGAGGACCAUUACCUGUGGUACAUAUGGAAUACAUUCUCAAUUAUCUCCAUGAUCCGCUUCCUCAGGAAAUAUGUAAGGAGAAGUUCCCACAAGAAGUAUGGAGAUGAUGACAUUUCUGAAGACAGUCUUUUCUCAGUGAAAAGCAUCUCUGGUGAAGUGCCACUGCCAGACAGUGACACUCUGCAGCGUUUUCAUUCAAAAUGUAUCAAAAAUGACAAAAGGUGGAGAGAGGAUGAGUUUUUGGAGGGAUUCGCAGAUGACCUACUAGAAGCCAUGAGGGCGGUGACUGAUAGAAAUGGCAGUAUGGUCAUUGAAGACUUUCAGAUGGUGAAGGAUGUGUGUGAUAUCAUCAUCCCCUUUACCCCGCCAGAGCCAUACAGCUUUCAGUGUCACCUUUGGACCAACCAGACAUGUGGCAUGACACCAGAUAUGCAACUUUGUGGUAAAAUAAAAAUGGUAGAAAAUGUAAAGAUCCAAAAUGGAUGCCCCUGUACAUCUUCCAAUGCAGGAGAUGAUGUUGUGUGCCUGCUACAUUGUGAGAAUGACAAUGUAAAAUCAGAAAUUACUGAUGUUUACAACGGUCUUCUUUGCAUGAAGGACACCCCCUUCCUAUCAAAAUCCCAUGUAACCAAAUGGUUUCAGGGGACUGUUCGAGAUGCAUGGGCACAGAUAUCCCAUAAAUACGAGUUUGAGCUGAACUUUCGCAACUCUGAUGCUCCAGGUGCUCUGGUGGUUCGAUUCAAAUCGGGGAAGACAAUCACAUUCAAUAUGAAUCCUGUGGUGAAACUCAACAGUGAAGCUUAUUUCCUCAUUACUGCUCACUCCUCGGACAUGCUCUGGACGCUUAAUGUAAGCAUCUACGAGGACCGCCUCUUACACCAUCUCUCCAAAAGCCUGCCUGAAAACUCAUGUCACAUUCAAAUUCUUGAAAUUGCAUAUUUCCUUCACAAGAGACAGACAGCACUGACAGGGGGAAGUGCUCUCAAAAACAUUCAUUUCAAAAACACACUAAUGCAUUUGCUUUUGACUAAGGCUGCAACACAGUGGCACCCUGACAACAUGGCUUGUAGGCUUCGCGACCUACUGGUCUUAGUGGAGAAAAGCCUCCGGCAGAAGUUGCUCCAUCACUUUCUAGUUGGAAAUCCAUCAACUCAAAAAUACAUUGAGCUUCCAGAUGCAUUGUCUCAUGCUAAGCCUGUGAAUCUCUUCCUCCCUCUUGUGGCACAUGACUGUCUCUACACAAACGCUUUGGUGCAUUUCCAUGAGAUGCUCAAAAACACUUGCAUGCUAAUAGAGGAUUAUGUGCCAAGCAAAUAUAGUUUAGAUUAGAAUCCCAACUGUUCUACUGACAAAUGAGCUUCAAUCUCUUGACUGGUUGUGCUUUCAUCACAUGGUAUGGGUUAACUCUGUACUUACAUUUCAUGGCUUGAAAUU